Molecule: messenger RNA, 1359 nt
Organism: Chanos chanos (milkfish)
Lineage: Eukaryota; Metazoa; Chordata; Actinopteri; Gonorynchiformes; Chanidae
Gene: neu4
Product: sialidase 4
Exons: 3
Coding region: 1-1359 (452 amino acids)
Biological process (GO): ganglioside catabolic process; oligosaccharide catabolic process
Cellular component (GO): membrane; cytoplasm; intracellular membrane-bounded organelle
Molecular function (GO): exo-alpha-sialidase activity
Source: RefSeq, a predicted model, not a curated record
AUGGGAUCCACGUCAUAUUACCCAGCGCGUUCAGUGCUUUUCCGGAAGGAGCCAAGCGGAGUGACAUAUCGUGUUCCUGCCUUGCUCUAUCUGCCCCGCUUCACCCGCUUCCUGGUUUUUUGUGAGGAGAGACUGAGCCCAUCUGAUGCACAAGCACACCUGCUAGUGAUGCGCAAGGGCACCUUCUACAGGAACUAUGUGGAGUGGGAGGACAUGCAAGUGUUAAACACUGCUCGCCUGAAAGGAUACCGCUCCAUGAACCCCUGUCCAGUGUAUGAUGACUUCACUGGAACCCUCUUUCUCUUCUUCAUUGCCGUGCUGGGCCACACCACAGAGUCCUACCAACUGGUGACGGGUAAGAAUGUGACCCGACUCUGCUAUGUGUCCAGCAGUGACCAGGGUGACACCUGGAGCCCAGUCACUGACCUCACCAAGAGGGUCAUAGGAGACACCAUCAAAGAGUGGGCCACCUUUGCUCUUGGACCUGGCCAUGGUAUACAACUGAAGUCUGGCCGUCUCUUGAUCCCAGCCUACUCUUACCACAUUGACUGCAAGGAGUGCUUUGGAAAGAUCUGCAAGACUACACCCCACUCCUUCUGUUUCCAUAGUGACACACAUGGGCGGGUAUGGAGGUUUGGGGAGGCAGUUCCAGGACCAGAGAGUGUGGAAUGUCAGAUGGUGUCUGUGGAUGAAGAGGAUGGGACUAAUGUGCUGUACUGUAAUGCCCGGAGCACGCUUGGGUAUAGAGUCCAGUCUCUGAGCCUUGAUGAUGGAGCUGUUUUUCAGCAUGGGCAGCUGAUACAGAAACUGGUCGAGCCCAGGAAUGGUUGCCAUGGCAGCGUGAUCGGGUUCCCGGCUCCGCUUCGUCUUCUGCCGCAGUCUGAGUCCCUGUCCAAGCAUUUGGUGUCCUCCGUCACUCCACCAACCAACGCCACUUUUUCUGCCUCAGCUCCGGUUCCAUCCCAGAACUUCCUCACACCCACCUGGGUAAUAUACUCCCACCCAACAUGGCCUGACUCAAGACAGGACCUUGGCAUCUACCUCAGUCUCCUGCCACGGGACCCCGACAGUUGGUCUGGGCCGUGGGUUAUCUAUGAGGGCCCCAGUGCUUACUCAGACCUGACUUACAUAGAGCUUCAGUCAGAUGGAGAUCCACCAGUCAUUGCCUUUGCCUGCCUGUUUGAAUGUGGUAAGAAGACAGCCUACGAUGAGAUCUCUUUCUGUAUCUUCACUCUCCAUGAGCUCAUCAACAACCUGCCACAAAACAAACCUCGCUCCAGAAAGGAGGACUUGGGGUCAAUAAAAAGGAGGAGAAAGAGGACGAGGAGGAAAGGGAGUGGACUCUGUAGUAUUUGCUAA